CUCCCCGCCCCGCCACGUCCCGCUCGGGCGCCGGCCCCUUCCCUUCCCUUCCCUCCCUCCUUCCCCUCCGUCCCCGCGGCGGGGCCAUGGCGUUCACGCUGUACUCGCUGCUGCAGGCCGGGCUGCUCGUCGUCAACGCCAUCGCCGUGCUGCACGAGGAGCGCUUCCUCCGCAACGUUGGCUGGGCAAGUGAUCAAGGGAUUGGAGGAUUUGGAGAGGAACCAGGAAUUAAAGCACAGCUAAUGAACCUCAUUCGAUCUGUACGAACCGUUAUGAGAGUGCCAUUAAUAGCAGUGAACUCCGUUACCAUCGUGCUCCUCCUAUUGUUUGGUUGAAGAUACCUGUCGGAAAAUUUUUUGGACAUCCAAGGAAGCAAGUUGCUAGCCAUCACUGCUCAGAGUUUUCUGGGAUCCAGCACGGUUUAGCUGUCAGUUUGACAUUCAACUUAAAAUAAUAAAAGACACUGUUUCUAUUUAUCCUAUUUCCUAAUGUUCACUUUCAGUUUCAUUAAACAAGAUAAUGGGAUCAAUGCAACAAUGCUGCAAAUAUACUGGACUGUGACAAGUUCUGUUGCUGCCUGUUAAUCGCGCUGACUGUUAGACUAUGCGUCGUAACAUGUUGCAAUGCGUAUCGAUAGGAUGCAGUUUUUAAAUGUGGUGUUACUCAGGGAUGAAUUUCCUUCAAUAUACUUCCCAAUUUAUUCCUGAAUUUAAAAAAAUACCAUAAUUUUUAUUUCAGUUAAUACCACAGUAUUAUUUAAGGGAAUAUGAAUUACAAUCCAAACAUGUUAAAAAUUAUUGAAGUGAGGGAGAUAAAACCAGAUGGGUAAAUUUCUGAUUCAAUUCAAAUUGGAAGCAGAGUGCUCCCGGUUUGAUUGAGAUGGGGAUUUUUCUCUUGGUGUUCAAUAGCCUUUUCAAACUGGUAAUGUUUGGUGUGAAGGGGAUGAAAAUAGGUGCGUCUGCUAUGCAAAACUGAAAAAUUUGUACAUAAACUGAGGCAACUCUGUGUUUAUUUAGCAGGUGGUAGUAGUGUUUAGCAUUUGUUACUGUUCUGUCAAGCAUUGUCAUUUUUUUCCUCAAUGUGUUAAACGUGCGUGGUGACUAAUGUGGUGGAAGUGGGGAGCAGUUUGUAUUCUGAGUUUCUUCUGUAACGUGGGAGAAUAAUGUUUCCUUUUCAAUGCAAUUUAAAAAAAAAAAAAAAAAAAAGCAAAUUUGCAGACUUGUCAGUUGCUGCUGCUGCUCUUCCCCCUCUCCAUCUGCCUUUGUUCAUUUAACAACUCACUGAAACUAUGGGUAUCAUCUUGCAGUUCUUUCACAAAGAAUGUUUUUAAUGCCUUUGGUAAGGAUCUUGUCUCAGUUAUGGCUGCUGGGUCGGGUCCCAUGUUAAAUAGCAAGGCUGGAUUUAAGAUUACUGAUCCUCAGAUACCUUUUUAGAAAAGUUAGACUUCCUAUGUCUUUUCUGUUCAACUUUGCUAAAAUGUCUUAAAUUGUUUUAGCUUAUUUUUAAAGUGGGGAAGGCCAAAGGAAACCUGGCAGUUUCAUUACUUUAAAACAGCUUAGUUUAUCAUCUCUUCUUCUGAUGUCUUAAUGACUAAAGCAUACAUUGUUGUAAUUCUGUAAAAUGUGUAAAUGAAUUUAAUGAUCUCCAAUUCCAGUGUUUUGCAGAGCAGACUAUAUCCAAGAGGAGAGUUUAUAUUGUUUCCUUUUUUUAGUGAAAACCUGUAAAUAAAUUUUGAAUUUCCAAGUU
Oxyura jamaicensis (ruddy duck) is the source of this 1746-nucleotide messenger RNA. RefSeq names its product immediate early response 3 interacting protein 1 (gene IER3IP1). Bases 87 to 335 code for a protein of 82 amino acids. Lineage: Eukaryota; Metazoa; Chordata; Aves; Anseriformes; Anatidae. Gene Ontology annotation, cellular component: Golgi membrane; endoplasmic reticulum membrane; COPII-coated ER to Golgi transport vesicle. Gene Ontology annotation, biological process: endoplasmic reticulum to Golgi vesicle-mediated transport. The record is from RefSeq and is a predicted model, not a curated record. The transcript is spliced from 3 exons.